This is a messenger RNA of Syzygium oleosum, 1399 nucleotides long. Its product is annotated as protein VAPYRIN-like. The coding region runs from base 108 to 1277 and encodes 389 amino acids. The transcript has 2 exons. The record is from RefSeq and is a predicted model, not a curated record. Lineage: Eukaryota; Viridiplantae; Streptophyta; Magnoliopsida; Myrtales; Myrtaceae. Gene Ontology annotation, molecular function: protein binding.
AUAUCCAACACCAUCAUCGUUCAGAGGCAAACGCAUUAGAGUUUUCGCUUCUUGUCGUUCUCGUCUUUUGCCAAUCGCUAGUUCCUUCCUAUUCUUCCGCGACAUUGAUGCUGGAAAAAUUGAUCGAUGUGUCGGUCCACGAGGUCGUCAUCGACUUCGCGCUCCGCCGCAAGUGCCGCGCCAAUGUCCUCCUCACCUCCCUCUCCGCCGCCUCCCCCGUCGCCUUCAAGGUCCAGACCUCGUCCCCUCACAAGUUCCUAGUGAACCCGCCGAGCGGGGUCAUCCCUCCCUCGUCCUCCCUCACCCUCCAGAUCGUCCUCAGGCCUCAAGCCCACCUCCCCUCCUCUUUCCCCCGGUCGCCCGCCGACCGCUUCCUCAUCAGGACCGCGGAGCUCGGUCCCGAGUCGGCCGAGCCCGCUGGCCCCGACUCGGUCGGCUCGUGGCUGUCGUCUCGGCCGACUCGGGACGUGAAGCUCAAGGUCGCUUUCGGGGGUCGGUUGCUUCUCCGCCACGCAGUGGAGUGCGGGGAUGUCGACGCCGUGAGGGGCUUGAUCAAGCGGCAGAAGGGAAUUGCCGCCGAGCUGCCGGUCGAGGAUGCGGAGUCGCUGCUCCGGGCCGCGGAGGCGUCGGAGAACUCGGCGAGGAUGGUCAGUUUGCUCGUGGAAGCGGGGCUUAAAGUUGACUCGCCGGUGGAGUCUGACGAUCGGACGGCGGCGAACGGGAGAUGUCUUUGGAGUGAGAAGGAUCAUGGGCCGUUGGAGCUGCUGAGUCAGAACGGGGAAACAGCCAAAGAUGAUCGUGGCCGUUCAGCCAUUCGAUUGGUUCACGAUAAGGGACAACAUAAACAGGAAGUUCAAAAGCAGGGAGAAGCGGUGUUAAUGGCGGCGAGACGUGGCGACGUAGCGGGACUAUCGUCGCUGUUGCGCGGUGGCGCGACCACGGAUUACCGUGACCAGUACGGUCUCGCACCGCUCCACGCGGCGGCCAUCAAAGGCCACGAGGAAGCCAUGGGCCUGCUCCUCAAUUACGGGUUGGACGUCGAGUGCCGGGACAACGAAGGCCACACCCCCUUGCAUCUGGCGGUGGAGCGCGGUAGCAUCGAGACGGCGGAGGCGUUGAUCGACAAGGGCGCGGACGUCAAUGCAGCGAGCGAGAGCGGGGCGACGCCGCUAUAUGUAGCAAGAACCAUGGGAUACCAAGAGAUUGAGGAGCUGCUUUUGAGGAGAGGGGCCGUUUCCUUAGAAAUGGUUUGUACUACUUCUACAUCAAUGAACUAGCACAGAAUAGCUCUUGCGAAAAGAAGCAUGAUCAUUUUGGUAAACUAUGUCAUAACGUGGUAGAGAAAAGAUACGCAUGUAAAAGCGACUGAAAGAUUAUGGAGGGAAAAAUAUGAGUUAGC